AUGGCCUCCAAACCGCCCCGGUUGUCCAUGAUCAACCAUGCUGCCGGCAUCUACGCAGAUAUGUCCGUCGAUGGGCCUGCUAUUGGAACUCUGGUUCUCGUCGUGGACCGAGCGAAGAACCUUCCCAACAGAAAGACAAUGGGGAAGCAAAAUCCCUAUUGUGCGGCUCGUUUAGGGAAAGAAGCUAAGAAAACCGACACUGACUUGCGAGGAGGCCAAACGCCGAGAUGGGAUCAAGAACUUCGAUUUACCGUACAUGAGUCACCAGACUAUUUUAGACUCAAGGUAACCAUAUUCAACGACGACAAAAGAACCGACCUCAUCGGGGAGACCUGGAUUGAUCUGAAAGACUUGAUCAUCCCCGGAGGUAGCCAGAGUGAUCACUGGCAUCCAUUGCAAUUUCGUGGGAAGUAUGCCGGUGAAGUCCGUAUCGAGAUGACUUACUACGACACUAGACCAGAAGAUGAGGCGGUGAUUGAACGACGUACACAAGCGGUGGAGAAGGUCAACGUCCACGGUAAACCGAGCGCCUCAAGCUCAAGCUUAAGCUCAAGAUCGAGUCCAGCACCAAUCAGCUCCUCUUCGUCUCUAUCAGGACCCCGACAAUUGAAAGAAGUCAAGCGACGUCCACUGCCCAGUGGUCCUCCGGGGUCAGCUCCGGCACGUCCUGCGCUUCCAGAGAAGAUUGCUUCAGCUCCUCCAGUACCGGCCCAAUCACCCCCUCGACCGACUCCGGAGCACACUCAUUCCACUCCACCCCUCCCAACCCAUGACUACUCUCACUCUUCGCCGUCCCCAGUGGAAUAUACACGCCACUCGUCACGACAUUCAGGGCCUUCCGAGGUCCCCUUUGAUGCGGUAGCACAUGGUCCACCACCGGGGACAGCCUCGCACCCUGGGAGAGCCUAUGAAACUCCUGAUGAUCUCCACCGAGACUGGAGUAAUCCACCCCAUCAGGCUCCACCUCCACCUAGGCGUCAUCCGCAGGAAGUAUCGUACCAUUCAUACCGUGAAAGACCAGACCCGUAUGAUACACGCUCUCACGCACGACCGCGGUCUGGAUAUGGCAAUGCACCGCCCCCGGACUUUCGCACUUCUAGGCAUGACCGGCCAACAAGUCGAUCAGGACCGGAGAUGUAUGCGCCCAUGUCAGAGGCAACACCACCGCGUCCGAGCAGCCACCACAGCAACCAUUAUGCAUUCGCUUCCCCGGAGCAGUAUGUGCCCAACGAAAUAGCGCAGGUACAGCAAGUCUCCCGGUAUAGGCAACGCUCCCCGGCGAGUAUCCGUGAACCUCAGGUAGAAUAUGGAUCCCACCCGGUGGAAACGGAACCUCGUUAUCGCCCGCAUAGCAACUCCUUGCUCAAAGACACCAGCCCCAUCCGCCCUCCUAGUAGUCGUGAAAGCCUGCCGGCAGAGUAUGCAACAAUGCAGCCCCGAGUGGAAGACGAAGAAGAGGAGGGCCCUCCACCUCCGCCUCCGGUUCAUCGAUCCGGCCUGGUGCAGACCAGUCAGCAGUUAGUACCGUCACCAACCCCUUCGUACCAAGCUUACUCGCCAGAGUUUGCAACCCCUCGGACCUCCCAAGAAAUCAACAUGUCGCAGCCGUCGCACAUGCAGUCCGACGGGGGCCGGAUGCAGGACCUCCCCCCACAUACGAACGGCCCGUCCGUGCCCCCCAGUCUAGUCGCCGGGUUUGAUCCCGCCAUUGCAGAGGCCGAGGCGGACCGCGCCGAACAUGAACGGCGCCAGAGCCGAAGACGCAGUGAGCUGAUCGAAGAGAUCAUCAUGCCACCCGAGCCGACGUCCAUGAUCGUGCCUUACCCCGUAGAACCUUCCCCGCCGAUCAUGGACGACCGCCGUUCACUGAUCAGUAGAGGAUCAGCCCAUUCAUCGGAGACCCGUCUUGUCCCUCGCCGGAAAUCGGUCAGUCCCCGGCCACCACCCCUCGGCGACCGGGAAGCUUCUCAAAUCCCCUUCUCGCCGGAUUCGUUUGAUGCCUUUAAUCCCAACGCAGCUCGCGCGGCGGUCCUCCGGGACCCAGCUCCGGCAUAUGAAACACCAGCCGAGGCGAUGGACGCCGCCCGACGGUCUGAGAGGGAAGCCGCGCGGGACCCAGGCCCGAUCAUCGGUGAUGAUGGUCGAGAGAUCGAUCCCUCUGACCACCUCCCGACCGAUACUUGGGCCCCGGAACCAGAACGGAAGACCAAGAAAGCAGGGUGGUGGUCCGUUUCAAGAAUGUCCCACGAAAGAGGAGCCCGGCGCCACCGCCUGUUCGGGAGUUUGCACCACGGUCCCGGCCCGUGGUGGACGGAGGAUAUAGACGUCCCCAAUCAUACUUGGCGGAUCCUGCUACACGGGCGGACAAUGAGUUCCCCGAACGCAGCCCCCUCUCACCGAGCGUCUGUCUCCCCAUCUCCACGUGGUCACUCCCCGUCGAGCUUGUACGCCCCGGUCAACGCCGGCCCGCCCAUUCCAGCCAAGGUGCCGAUUGCCCAACCGAUGAACCAGAACUACCCGGUGAUGGGUGGUACUCCCCAGGGCUAUCCCGUGACGGGCGGUAACCAGGGAAUGGAUGCGCUGAGUCGAGAGUUGAAUACCAUCGACAUUGGGUCUGUGGGAUACAACAACCAACGGGCACUCAGGAGAUACGUCCCCAGACUGCCUGCAGGCUACGCUGCCUGA
Messenger RNA from Aspergillus bombycis, 2685 nucleotides. RefSeq lists its product as uncharacterized. NCBI's taxonomy places the organism in Eukaryota, Fungi, Ascomycota, Eurotiomycetes, Eurotiales, Aspergillaceae. The transcript has 3 exons. Bases 1 to 2685 code for a protein of 894 amino acids. The record is from RefSeq and is a predicted model, not a curated record.